AUGACCGUUCAAAUUGUAUUCCUACUGGUGCUUGCCACUUUGGUAUGGCUUCUAAAUUUGUUCUUUCGUCAACGCUCCUUCGGAGCGAAUAUUCCCGGGCCAAAGUGCUAUCCUUUGAUAGGAAGUUCGUAUCUAUUUUUUCGGAAGGAUCACUGCGAAACGUUCGAUAUCAUCUACAAACAUUUUGCUCAAUACCCUAAAUACUUCAAAUAUGAUUUCGGCCUACGCAGGGUAAUAUGUUUAACCGAUCCUGGUCUAGUUCAGCAAGCUCUAACCAGCAAUGAGUGUCAAAAUAAAGCGUUUAUGUAUAAAUUUUUCGAGGUCGAUUAUGGACUGCUGUCUGCUUCGUACCACGAUUGGAAACAGUACAGGAAAUUACUAAAUCCUGCGUUUAACAGAAAAAUCCUCGAAAGCUUUGUUUCUAUAUUUGAAGAAUGUUCGAAAACUAUGACCGAGCGAAUGUCAGUACAAGACGGUCGAGGAGAGUUCGAUGUCCUGCACUUUACUUCCGAUUGUACUCUAGAAAUGAUCUGCCAAAGUUCGUUGGGAAGCGCGGUUUCGACACAACCUCAAGUCGCAAAAUUUUGUGUCCUGUUGGAACAACUUUUGAGUUUAUUGUCGCAACGAUGGUUCAAAGUAAUCCUUCACAGUGAUUGGUUGUACGCUCUUACGCCAAUGUACAGAAAGAAAGAACAAUUGAGGGCCGAUAUUCAGGAAAUCGUAGAACCUCUAAUUACAAAAAAACGGGAGCUUCUGCGGCAGAGGAAUGAAUCCAUUGAUUCGUGGGAAAAGGAAGUCAAUCGGAAACCUAUGAUUUUUGUUGACCAGCUAUUGAAAAUGGAACGUGAUGGACAAGAGAUUACCAUUUCAGAAAUUCAAAGUCACAUUUAUACAAUUAUUGCUGCAGGUAACGAAACUUCCGCUCUACAGACAUCUUACGUCCUUCUAAUGCUUGCCAUGUUUCACGAUGUCCAGCAAAAAGUUUAUGACGAGAUAAUUAAUAUCUACGGCAAUAAAGCCCAUCAAGAGCUUUCUUAUGAUUCACUUCAACAGCAAUACUAUCUGGAAAUUGUCAUCAAAGAAACUAUGCGGCUAUUCCCGGUGGGCCCAAUUGUUGGUCGUGAAACAAUUCACCCAAUGCACCUUGGAGAUCUGAACGUCGUUCCACCUGCUACAACCUUACUAAUAAACUUCUACGCGCUUCACCGUCGUCCGGAUUUAUGGGGACCGGAUGCGGAACAAUUCGAUCCUGAGCGGUUUCGUGAAGAUAAUUCCUCCAAACGACAUCCUUUUUGCUAUUUUCCAUUUGGUGGAGGUCCCCGGAUCUGCAUCGGAUACCGCUACGCCAUGCUGUCGGUGAAAGCGAUGGUAACUCACGUUGUGAAGGAAUACCACUUACGGACGCAGCUGAAAUUGCACGAGCUACGACCGUCACACGAAAUAACAUUGAAACUCCCACAGGGGUUUAUGCUGUCGAUUGAAAAGAGAAAUCAUAACAUAUAG
This is a messenger RNA of Sabethes cyaneus, 1503 nucleotides long. Its product is annotated as probable cytochrome P450 313a4. The coding region runs from base 1 to 1503 and encodes 500 amino acids. The transcript is spliced from 4 exons. Gene Ontology annotation, molecular function: heme binding; iron ion binding; monooxygenase activity. NCBI's taxonomy places the organism in Eukaryota, Metazoa, Arthropoda, Insecta, Diptera, Culicidae. The record is from RefSeq and is a predicted model, not a curated record.